Ochotona curzoniae (black-lipped pika) is the source of this 3710-nucleotide messenger RNA. It is a transcript of the gene NOS3, whose product is annotated as nitric oxide synthase 3. Gene Ontology annotation, molecular function: calmodulin binding; nitric-oxide synthase activity; flavin adenine dinucleotide binding. The transcript has 26 exons. Bases 50 to 3673 code for a protein of 1207 amino acids. Gene Ontology annotation, biological process: nitric oxide biosynthetic process. NCBI's taxonomy places the organism in Eukaryota, Metazoa, Chordata, Mammalia, Lagomorpha, Ochotonidae. The record is from RefSeq and is a predicted model, not a curated record.
CCCGGGCUCUACUGAAGGGAGCCACAGAGUUGACGUACAGCGAGCCGACAUGGGCAACUUGAAGAGUGUAGGCCAGGACCCCGGGCCGCCCUGUGGCCUGGGGCUGGGACUGGGCCUCGGGCUGUGUGGUAAGCAGGGUCCAGCCUCUCCGACAUCCACGUCGGAGCCCAGUCGGGCACCAGCAUCGCCCCCACCGACCCCACCGGCACCAGAUCACAGCUCCAACAGCCCUCCACUCACCCGGCCCCCGGAGGGGCCCAAGUUCCCCCGAGUGAAGAACUGGGAGGUGGGCAGCAUCACCUACGACACCCUCAGUGCCCAGGCACAGCAGGAUGGACCUUGCACCCAAAGACGCUGCCUGGGUUCCCUUGUAUUUCCCCGGAAACUGCAAAGCCGGCCCUGCCAGGGUGCUCCACCCGCUGAACAACUGCUGGGUCAGGCCCGGGACUUCAUCAACCAGUACUACAGCUCCAUCAAGAGGAGCGGCUCCCAGGCCCAUGAGCAGCGGCUUCAGGAGGUUGAGGCCGAGGUGGCAGCCACAGGCACCUACCAACUUCGGGAAAGCGAACUGGUGUUUGGAGCCAAGCAGGCCUGGCGCAACGCUCCCCGCUGCGUGGGCCGGAUCCAGUGGGGGAAGCUGCAGGUGUUCGAUGCCCGGGACUGCAGGUCCGCACAAGAAAUGUUCACCUACGUCUGCAAUCACGUCAAGUACGCCACCAACCGGGGCAACCUACGCUCGGCCAUCACAGUGUUCCCCCAGCGCUCCCCGGGCCGCGGAGACUUCCGGAUCUGGAACAGCCAGCUGGUGCGCUAUGCAGGCUACCGACAGCAGGACGGCUCCGUGCGGGGAGACCCAGCCAACGUAGAGAUCACCGAGCUCUGCAUCCAGCAUGGCUGGACCCCAGGAAACGGCCGCUUCGAUGUGCUGCCCCUGCUGCUUCAGGCACCAGAUGAGCCCCCAGAACUCUUCACUCUGCCCCCAGAGCUGGUCCUGGAGGUGCCCCUGGAGCACCCAACGCUGGAGUGGUUCGCAGCUCUGGGCCUGCGCUGGUACGCCCUCCCGGCCGUGUCCAACAUGCUGCUGGAAAUUGGGGGCCUGGAGUUCCCCGCAGCCCCGUUCAGCGGCUGGUACAUGAGCACAGAGAUCGGCAUGCGCAACUUGUGCGACCCCCACCGCUACAACAUCCUGGAGGAUGUGGCCGUCUGCAUGGACUUGGAUACCCGGACAACAUCAUCCCUGUGGAAAGACAAGGCAGCCGUGGAAAUCAACCUGGCUGUACUGCACAGUUACCAGCUGGCCAAAGUGACCAUUGUGGACCACCAUGCUGCCACAGCCUCCUUCAUGAAGCACCUUGAGAAUGAGCAGAAGGCCAGAGGAGGCUGCCCUGCCGACUGGGCCUGGAUCGUGCCCCCCAUCUCAGGAAGCCUCACUCCUGUCUUCCAUCAGGAGAUGGUCAACUACUUCCUGUCCCCUGCCUUCCGCUACCAGCCAGACCCCUGGAAGGGGAGUGGAGCCAAGGGCACUGGCAUCACCAGGAAGAAGACCUUUAAGGAAGUGGCCAAUGCCGUGAAGAUUUCUGCUUCACUCAUGGGCACAGUGAUGGCCAAGAGAGUGAAGGCCACGAUCCUGUAUGGUUCUGAGACUGGCCGGGCCCAGAGCUAUGCACAGCAGCUUGGGAGGCUCUUCCGGAAGGCCUUUGAUCCCCGGGUUCUGUGCAUGGAUGAAUACGACGUCGUAUCCCUUGAACACGAGACACUGGUGUUGGUGGUGACCAGCACAUUUGGGAAUGGGGAUCCACCAGAAAAUGGAGAGAGUUUUGCUGCAGCCCUGAUGGAGAUGUCCGGCCCCUACAACAGCUCUCCUCGGCCUGAGCAGCACAAGAGUUACAAAAUCCGCUUCAACAGCGUCUCCUGCUCAGACCCGCUGGUGUCCUCUUGGCGACGGAAGAGGAAGGAGUCCAGUAACACAGACAGUGCGGGGGCUCUGGGCACCCUCAGGUUCUGUGUGUUUGGGCUCGGCUCCCGGGCAUACCCCCACUUCUGUGCCUUUGCUCGUGCGGUGGACACGCGGCUGGAAGAGCUGGGCGGGGAAAGGCUCCUACAGCUGGGCCAGGGGGAUGAGCUCUGCGGCCAGGAGGAGGCCUUCCGUGGCUGGGCCCAGGCUGCCUUCCAGGCCUCCUGUGAGACUUUCUGUGUGGGAGAAGAUGCCAAGGCCGCUGCCCGGGACAUAUUUAGCCCCAAACGGAGCUGGAAGCGUCAGAGGUACCGCCUGAGUACCCAAACAGAGGGUCUACAGCUGCUGCCAGGUCUGAUCCAUGUACACAGGCGGAAGAUGUUCCAGGCCACCAUCCUCUCAGUGGAAAACUUACAAAGCAGCAAAUCCACCCGGGCCACAAUCCUGGUGCGUCUGGACACUAGAGGCCAGGAAGGGCUACAGUACCAGCCAGGGGACCACAUAGGAGUCUGCCCACCCAACCGGCCUGGCCUUGUGGAGGCACUGCUGAGUCGCGUGGAGGACCCGCCACCACCCACCGAGCCUGUGGCAGUGGAGCAGCUGGAGAAGGGCAGCCCUGGUGGCCCUCCGCCGGGCUGGGUGCGGGACCCCCGGCUGCCCCCGUGCACGUUGCGCCAGGCUCUCACCUUCUUCCUGGACAUCACUUCCCCACCCAGCCCUCGGCUCCUACAACUGCUCAGCACUCUGGCCGAAGAGCCCAGUGAACAGCAGGAGCUGGAAGCCCUCAGCCAGGAUCCCCGGCGCUAUGAGGAAUGGAAAUGGUUCCGCUGUCCGACACUACUGGAGGUGCUGGAACAGUUCCCAUCUGUGGCGCUGCCUGCACCCCUGCUCCUCACACAGCUGCCCCUGCUGCAGCCCCGGUACUACUCAGUCAGCUCAGCACCCAGCAUCUACCCAGGGGAGAUCCAUCUCACUGUUGCUGUGCUGGCCUACAGGACGCAGGAUGGGCUGGGCCCCCUGCACUAUGGUGUCUGCUCCACGUGGCUGAGCCAACUCAAGGCUGGAGACCCUGUGCCCUGCUUCAUCAGGGGGGCCCCCUCCUUCCGGCUGCCACCUGAUCCCAGCUUGCCCUGCAUCCUGGUGGGCCCGGGUACCGGCAUUGCCCCAUUCCGGGGUUUCUGGCAGGAGCGUCUGCAUGACAUUGAAAGCAAAGGCCUGCAGCCUGCCCCUAUGACUUUGGUGUUCGGCUGCCGCUGCUCCCAGCUAGACCAUCUCUACCGCGACGAGGUGCAGGACGCCCAGCAGCGCGGGGUGUUUGGCCGCGUCCUCACAGCCUUCUCCCGGGAACACGACAGCCCCAAGACCUACGUGCAGGACAUCCUGAGGACCGAGCUGGCGUCUGAGGUGCACCGCGUGCUGUGCCUCGAACGUGGCCACAUGUUCGUCUGCGGCGAUGUCACCAUGGCAACCAGCGUCCUGCAGACUGUGCAGCGAAUCCUGGCGUCCGAGGGCGACAUGGAGCUGGACGAGGCCGGUGACGUCAUCGGCGUGCUGCGGGAUCAGCAACGCUACCACGAGGACAUUUUCGGCCUCACGCUGCGCACCCAGGAGGUGACCAGCCGCAUCCGCACCCAGAGCUUCUCUUUGCAGGAGCGGCAGCUGCGGGGCGCCGUGCCCUGGGCGUUCGACCUGCCGGGCUCAGACACGCCCGGCUCCUGAGGGCCCUCGGGCUGGGCCCUCCAGUUGGCGAGAGGAG